CUAGAAGGGAGGACUUUGGGGAGGGGUGCCAAGGGGGGGUGGAAAGCUCGAUCGCUGCAACCAAGCGGCACAAACCACCAUGCAGCUGGUGUUAUGGGCGGUAGGAUUAAGCACGCUACUCCUGCAAGACUUCUUGAAUAGAGCCGGCGCAGCAACAGCAGCAGCAGCAGCAGCCAGAAAGCAAGGGAGGCAUCUCCGACAAGCCAAACUGCUGGAGACGCUGAGAGAGUAUGAGAUUGUGAUCCCGACCCGUGUGAAUGAGCUUGGAGAACCGUUGCCUACAAAGGUGCACUUUCAGAGAAAGAAACGAAGCCUUCGUUCAGAAGCUCAGCCUUCGAUUCUGGAUGCUCCCUCUUCUCCCAUCGCCUCCUCUUCUUUCAGUACCACCCAAGUGCAUUAUAGACUGCAAGCCUUCGGGCAGCACUUCGUUUUCAACCUCACGGCCCAUUCGGGAUUUAUUGCCCCUCUUUUCACCGUCAGCUUCCUUGGACAACCCGAGGUUAACCAAACAAACUUUUACACCGAGGAGGAAAGUGAUAUUAAGCACUGUUUCUAUAAAGGACAUGUCAACACGGAGCCCCAACAUACAGCAGUCAUAAGCCUGUGUUCUGGGAUGUUAGGCACAUUUAGGUCUCAUGAUGGAGAAUACUUUGUAGAGCCUCUCAUACCACCUGAUCAAGAAGAAUAUGAAGAACAGCAUAAAAAGCCACAUAUUGUCUACCGACAUAGUGUAUCACCACCAUUCUCACCAAGGAACAAGCAGACCUGUGACAUUUCAGGUACUUUCUGUUUAUAUUUUCUCAAGUCUUUGGUCUGAA
Molecule: messenger RNA, 818 nt
Organism: Thamnophis sirtalis
Lineage: Eukaryota; Metazoa; Chordata; Lepidosauria; Squamata; Natricidae
Source: RefSeq, a predicted model, not a curated record